Molecule: messenger RNA, 1469 nt
Organism: Adineta steineri
Lineage: Eukaryota; Metazoa; Rotifera; Eurotatoria; Adinetida; Adinetidae
Source: the annotation of a GenBank genome assembly
UAUUUUCGUUUUAUUAAGAUUCUACAAUCAGUACAGCAACUGUAUUAAAGAAUCCAAUAACAACAAAUCAAAUAUCAACUCAAUCUCAAAUAAAACAAGGUAUGUUUCAUUAAUUAAAAAAUAGUUUUAAUAUUUUUAAAACUGAGAUAGAACUUUUUCAUAAAUUCAUUUUUCAAAUAUUUUUAUUUUUCUAAUCAGAAAUAACAAUUUCUCUGGAAAUAGUAUUCAUGAAGUUUUUCAAAAUUUGGUUUUUUCUAUUUUUCUAUCACUUAAUAUAACACUGAAAAGAGAUUUCAUCCAUCGUUUUCCAAUUCUUUUUCUCAAUGAGCCAUUGAGAGUACCAUUAAACGUUUAAAAUAAAAAUUCUUUUCAAAAGUAACAAUGUUUUUCAUCUGAGAAAUUUCUUUUAAUAUUUUAAUGAAAAGAUUAUCUAGUUUUUAUAUUGUUCAAUAAAUUUAAGUUAAGGUUAACACUUUAGUUUAGAAUUUUCAGAAAGAAUUAUUUUAUGUAAAUCAUUGAAAUAAAAAUGAUAUUCAUUUAAAAACAUUGUCUUAAAUUGAAGUUUUAUGAAAAUCAAAUAAGGAAUUUUGAAUUAAAAAAUCUCAGUCGAAUGAAGAAGCUAUCUGGAAUUAGUUUUGUUUGAUUAAAAUUAAAUUUGACAAAAAGAAAAUUUCAUUUUAUUGAAACAAAUUCAAAUACAGGUUUUUCUUCUUAUUUUCGCCCUAUUUUUAUUUUAGAACCAAAGAAUAAAUAUCAACAAUCUGGAAUUACUGUUGCUGGAGGAAAUGGAAAAGGACAUGAAUUAAAUCAACUCUCUCAGCCUCGUGGGAUGUUUAUUGAUAAUGAUAAAUCAAUGUAUAUUGCUGAUUAUGAGAAUCAUCGUAUUGUUAAAUGGAAAUUGAACUCAAAUAUUGGUGAAAUCAUCGCAGGUGGAAACGGAAAAGGAAAACAAAAUAAUCAAUUGAAUCAACCCGUAGAUUUAAUAUUUGAUAAAGAAACUAAUUCUUUUAUUAUUUCUGAUAAUGGAAACGGACGAGUAAUUCGAUAUUUUGAUCAAAAUCCAACAAAGCAACAAAUUCUUAUUCCACUUAUCUAUUGUUCUGGUCUAGCAGUCGAUAAAGAUGGAUCUAUUUAUAUUUCUGAUUGGCAGAAUCAUCAAGUAAGACGACGGAAACAAGGAGAUACAAAAGGUGAAUUAGUUGCAGGUGGAAACGGUCAAGGAAAUCGACUUAAUCAACUUAAUGAACCACGUAAUAUCUUUAUUGAUAAAGAUUAUUCUCUUUACAUAUCAGAUGAAAAGAAUCAUCGUGUAAUGAAAUGGAAAAAAGAUGCAAAAGAAGGUGAAAUUGUUGCUGGUGGAAAUGGUCAAGGAAAUAGUCUCAAACAAUUGUCUCAUCCUCAAGGAGUGGUUGUUGAUCAUUUGGGUCAAAUCUAUGUGGCAGAUGAAAGGAAUCAUCGAGUCGUGCGUU